Colletotrichum truncatum is the source of this 417-nucleotide messenger RNA. The record is from RefSeq and is a predicted model, not a curated record. Lineage: Eukaryota; Fungi; Ascomycota; Sordariomycetes; Glomerellales; Glomerellaceae.
AUGGGCUAUCUGGUGAACGACAUUCCUUGGAUGUUGUUGGCUGAUUGGUUGAACAAGCUCGCCGAAGGAACCAAAUCAUUCAACGAGAUUGAGUCGGAUGACUUCCCACGGAAUCAUACACUACUUCCCGAGGAUCUUGACCAGCGAGGGUUGCUGUGGGUUAGCGAGUACUAUCCCAAAGACUGGUUUGGGACUCAAAGCGCGUGUGACGAGCCUGAGAAGGCAAAGGUGCGUUCGAACAAAUGCUUGUGGCUCGGCUAUCGUCUGGCAGCUUCAAAAAUGGGGCUGGUCUAUGACAAGAGCAAAAAGAUGUUCGCCGAGGCAGCAAAAGAUAUGUAUAUGACGGAUUGGGUCAUCGUUGGUAAGAUUAACGGAGCUAGCGAUGACAACACAGACAUCACGGACGGCAUCGCGUAG